AUGGAGUCCGCAGGAUGGAACGACCAAGGCCACCCCAUGCAUCCCGGCGCCGAAGAUGACUUCCAGCAGUUUCUCAAUAUGAACAGCAUGGACAGUCUUUCUGAGGGCUUGCAGUUCGACUUCGGUGACUUCCAGAAUCCGAAUGGGGGAAGCAUGAUGCAAGUCGCACACCGUGAGACACUCGACACGCCCAUGAGUGGAACCGAUGGGUCGGUUCUCCUGUCGACAGCCAUGCACAACCAAAUGCAUCCCAUGACGACCGCCCCUUCGAACCCCACGAUACCCUCGAACAUGAUGUCCGCGGCCACGUCUGUGAACGCCAUCUCGGACAUUGACGCACAGAUUCAAUUCUUGCAACAGCAAAAAUUGCAACAGCAACAGAGGCAGUUGGAGGAGCAGCAGGCCGCCUUCUUUGCCCAACAGCAGAGCCGCAUGGUCCCGCCCACUCCGCAAAGCCUUGAGAUACAGGCUGGCAAUCAUCAGUUCUACACUGCACAGCCAGACCGGGCCGCUCAGCAGCAUCAGCAUCAGGAUAUGUUCGAGCGUUUCCAGAGGAUGAAGGAGCAGCAACAGCAAGACAUGUCAUUUACUCCUUUGGUAUCUCCGGCAGUCACACCUCUUGAGAGCCAAUUUCCCAUGGACCAGGCAUUCACCGUUCCCAACGCGUAUUUCAGUCCACUCACGUCGCCAGCAUUGCAUGCUCAGUCUGACCCCAUGGCCAUGUUCGAACGUGGUCUGUCUACCACUGCCACCACCACGAGCUCUCCUGAGGGGAUGGAUUUGGAAGGAAACCAGCCUCCAUCGACUGGGCCGGUCUCCAAUGAUUUGGCGAAGAAGGGGAGGAAGACCAACGCUGCGAAGACAAGGGCCAGAGCGAGCGUUGGGAAAUCACCCAUCACGAAACCGCAACGGAAGAAGACUGGGGCGACGCCACUGAUGAACGCCCAGACCUUGAGUGAGCUGACUGAACAGGCCGACAAGCCUGCGGAGCCACAGGCACGACCCUCGAAGAAGACGCGACAGACGGAGCCAAGCGGAUUCGCCUCAAACUCAUCCACCACAGGAAUCACUGAUUCGGAAAAUGAUUCUGUCUCCCCAGAGGCACUGUCGGAGAUGCCUCCUCCACCUUUGCCCAAGACGAAAUCGGCGAAGCCCUCCCCGUGCUUACAGCCACAAAGUAAUGCGACUCCAACUAUGGCCCCGACCGCAGUUCCACAGCCCACAGGCAAGCCCUCACCUGCUACGCCAGCCUCUUUGAUGAGGUUACCGUCCCCAAGUAAUGCCAACAAGUCGAACACUUCGGCCGGCUCCGAUCCUAUGGCGUCGGAGAACAUCGAGAAUUUCGAGCUACCAGAGUCGGUGAGCUCAAGUACGUUCAAGAAGCCGAACCUGGCACCCCUGACCACGCAGUCGCCACGGAUACGCCCGCCGGCCGCAGAGACGCCCUCGGGAACGGCCUCGUCCUUCCAACCCUUGCCUUCGCCGGUUUUCGCUAAGCCAGGCGCAGCAGCCUCGGCAAGCCAGAGCCCUCAGCUCACGCCGGGAUCUUCUGCGACGACGCCGAAUCCGAGGAAAACACCGCAGCUUGCACCGCGCAGUGGGAAAAAGAGGGCCAGCAUCAGCUCAUCCCACGUGUCCCCUGCACUGCGGCCAAGGAUUUCACCCAGCAUCAAGCCACUACUGCCUGGAGGACUAAGAGCAGAGGACUCGGCGUCGCAGCUCUUGGCAUCCAAAUCAAAUUACCAAAACAUCCUGGAGGGCAAUAUGGUGCCUGGAGUGUCAUACCCAAGCGAGCUGUCCACCAACCUGACUUCGAAGCGGACAUCACACAAGAUUGCUGAGCAAGGCAGGCGGAACCGAAUCAAUUCGGCGCUGCAAGAAAUUGCGACGUUGUUGCCGAAUGGGGUCGUCCCUGAAGGCAAGGACAGCGGAGCAGAAAGCGGUGACAAGAAAGACUCUAAAAACGGCGGGGGCCCGAACAGCAAGGCGAGCACCGUCGAACUAGCCAUCGACUAUAUCAAGCAGCUGAAGCAGGAAGUGGAAGCGGCAAACAAACGAGCCGAGCUGGCGGAGAAAAAAUUACAGAAGGAGAAGGAGAAGGAGAAGGAGAAGGAGAAGGAGAAGGAGAAGGAGAAGGAGAAGGAAGGCACGAUCGCGUCUUAA
This is a messenger RNA of Diaporthe citri, 2163 nucleotides long. RefSeq lists its product as uncharacterized. The record is from RefSeq and is a predicted model, not a curated record. Gene Ontology annotation, molecular function: protein dimerization activity. Bases 1 to 2163 code for a protein of 720 amino acids. NCBI's taxonomy places the organism in Eukaryota, Fungi, Ascomycota, Sordariomycetes, Diaporthales, Diaporthaceae. The transcript is spliced from 2 exons.